CCCAAGGCCAAGAAGAGCAACGCGGGCAUCCGGCGGCCGGAGAAGCCGCCCUACUCCUACAUCGCGCUGAUCGUCAUGGCCAUCCAGAGCUCGCCCUCCAAGCGCCUGACGCUGAGCGAGAUCUACCAGUUCCUGCAGAGCCGCUUCCCCUUCUUCCGCGGCUCCUACCAGGGCUGGAAGAACUCGGUGCGCCACAACCUCUCGCUCAACGAGUGCUUCAUCAAGCUGCCCAAGGGGCUGGGCCGCCCGGGCAAGGGCCACUACUGGACCAUCGACCCGGCCAGCGAGUUCAUGUUCGAGGAGGGCUCGUUCCGCCGCCGCCCGCGGGGCUUCAGGAGGAAAUGCCAGGCGCUGAAGCCCAUGUACAGCAUGAUGAACGGCCUGGGCUUCAACCACCUCCCCGACGGCUACGGCUUCCAGGGCUCGGCCGGGGCCAUCUCCUGCCCGCCCAACAGCCUGGCGCUGGAGGGCGGCUUGGGCAUGAUGAACGGGCACCUGCCGGCCAACGUGGACAGCAUGGGGCUGGCGGGACACUCCGUGCCCCACCUGCCCUCCAACGCCGCCCACUCCUACAUGGGCGGCUCGGCCGGCGCCGACUACCCGCACCCCGACGGCUCGGUGCCCGCCUCGCCCCUGCUGGCGGGCGGCGGGGUGAUGGAGCCGCACUCGGUCUACUCCAGCUCGGCCCCCGCCUGGGCGCCCCCCGCCUCGGCCGCCCUCAACAGCGGCGCUUCGUACAUCAAGCAGCAGCCGCUGUCGCCCUGCAACCCCGCGGCCAACGCGCUCUCCUCCGGCCUGUCCACGCACUCCCUGGACCAGAGCUACCUGCACCAGAACAGCCACAACGCCGCCGAGCUGCAAGGAAUCCCGCGCUAUCACUCCCAGUCCCCCAGCAUGUGCGACAGGAAGGAAUUCGUCUUCUCCUUCAACGCCAUGGCCUCCUCCUCCAUGCACUCGGCAGGGAGCGGAUCCUACUACCACCAGCAAGUGACUUACCAAGACAUCAAGCCCUGCGUGAUGUGAUCCGGGGACCACCCCCCACCCCCGGCCCUCCUGCUCCAUCCCCGGGCCCAGGACCCAGCCGCGCUCCGCGGGGAAGGCACCUCCCCAGACCCAAGAGCCGCUCUCCAAGCCAGCUACAGACUGCCCCGAGGUCCUUGCUCAUGAGGUAUAUAGCAGCCACCGGCACAAGGGAACCCGCUGAAUGAACUGACCCCCACCCCCCAGGGGCCUCUGGGGAGCCGGGGAGCUGGGUGUUGCCUCCCUUCCUGGGGCUGAGUAUGGCAGAUUCACGUGCCUUGAGCUCUUUUUCCUUCUCUCUAACGCGAUCGGUUAGGGAGAAAAAGCAACAGGCCGGAGUUGCCCCCCCACCCCUUGUCCUAUUUUGCAAAACUCUUGUUUUAUCCGAGCCUUCCUUGCUCGGGGAAGGGAAGGGGAAGGGUUAGGGUGAUCCAGCCGCCCCACUAAAGCCUGGGGAGGGGAUGGGAGCUCACUAAGCUUCUCCAGGACCAAGAGGAGACCUCUGGCCCACCCCCCGCCUUGCCUUUGCCAAAGGAAAGUUUUCCUUCUCGGUGCCUGGGAGGAAGGAUCAAUCAUCCACCCACCCAAGUCCAGGGCAGUUUGCAGGGACAUCACUCCCCCUCCACCUCCUUUGCCGUCUGUCCCCCAAAUCCUGCUACGUGUCAGAUGCGCCCCUGUGCCACUGAGGGGCUGGGCGAAGAAAAGUCUCUUCCCACUGACUUUCUCCUAGUUUCACUUCUAUGCCCUGAUUUAGCCAAGGGGGGAAAAAAAAUCUCCUUUUAUAUUUUUUCCCUCUGCAGUAAGGCAAAAAGAAAACCUCCCCGAGGGAGUUGUGUUGUUGCCUGCAUAACGCCCCUAUGCAGAGAGAAUAAGGCACUUUGAAAAAAGAAAGAAAGAAAAGAAAAUAGGAAAAAAAAAAAGCAAGGCUCAUCCUGUUAUUUAUUUUUACUUGUUUCUGAUUCCUAAUAAACGAGACACCAGUAGCCUCAGCUGAUCAGUAUUAAAGUGGUGUAACUUUGUUGGCAAUAUUUGCCAUAUAGAUUUUUUUUAGUUAACCAUUGUAAAUUUAAAACAACGCCGAUCUGUGUAAAGACAAUCCUCCAUAUGUUUUAUAUAAAUAUAUAUAUAAUGAAGGACUAUUUUCCCACUGCCCUCACCCCCAUCCUCCUCUUCCUCCUCCUCUCCCCCACUUUUUUUUGGCCUGACUUUGUACAGACUGGUGACACCUAUUUUAAUUUCCUUCUGCACUGUAUAAAAUUGUAAUUAUGGGGAGUUUUUUUUUUUGCCCCUUUGUGUACGUUUUGUCCUUAAAAAAAAUCGAACCCAAAUAAAACAUGUAUGUUAUUUGUACAUGGUCUUCACAAGUGUAUGAACAGCAAAUA
Messenger RNA from Alligator sinensis (Chinese alligator), 2402 nucleotides. RefSeq names its product forkhead box F1 (gene FOXF1). The annotation marks the transcript as partial. The transcript has 2 exons. Gene Ontology annotation, cellular component: nucleus. Gene Ontology annotation, biological process: animal organ morphogenesis; regulation of transcription by RNA polymerase II. The record is from RefSeq and is a predicted model, not a curated record. NCBI's taxonomy places the organism in Eukaryota, Metazoa, Chordata, Crocodylia, Alligatoridae. Gene Ontology annotation, molecular function: DNA-binding transcription factor activity, RNA polymerase II-specific; RNA polymerase II cis-regulatory region sequence-specific DNA binding.